CUCUAAUUAAGUUUUCACAUAUCAUAUUUAAUUCAAGAGCACAAGAUUAAAAUGCAUUUGGCUACUUUCUGCGCAUCUUUAAUUUAAAACCACAUUCUUUAUUUUCAAUUCUCGUACGUCAAAAUCAGACAAACAAAUUGAAACAUGAGCAAAGCUUACAAGUAACAUGUUAGUAACGCCUUCAUUCAAUUUUGGUCGUCACUAUUCGAAUAAUUUGUCCUUUUUCCAUUAUUAGUAUGCUUUGCCUUAGCUUAUUAGUCUUAUGUUUUGUGAAUGUGAAUCCCUCAAGUCGUUCUAUAGUCCAUAUAGUUGGCGGGUCGUCGUCUCCAUUUUCCACACGCCACCUUAAAGUCAAAAAAUUGGAACAGCAAAACAUCAGACCAAAAAAAAUGGGAAUAGUUGGAGAAGCUCACAAGGUUAGAGUUCUGGGCGCAGGCGAGAAGACAAUAGUCCUCGGCCAUGGCUUCGGCACCGACCAAUCUGUCUGGAAACAUCUUGUCCCUUACCUCGUCAAUGAAUAUCGUGUUGUACUUUACGACAACAUGGGUGCUGGAUCGACGAAUCCUGAGUACUUCGAUUUUGAUCGAUACUCUUCCCUUGAAGGUUAUGCCUAUGAUUUAAUUGCCAUUUUGGAGGAACUUCAAAUCAAUUGUUGUGUGUACUUGGGACAUUCCUUAUCUUCCAUGACCGGUGUUGUUGCUUCUAUUUUUCGUCCUGACCUCUUCUCCAAACUCAUCCUCGUUUCUGCUUCCCCAAGGUUCAUAAAUACGGAUGACUAUUAUGGAGGAUUCGAAUCGGAAGAGAUAGAGCAACUGUGUCAAGCGAUGGAAUCGAACUACAAGGCAUGGAUAUCUGGGUUUGCGCCACUAGUGGUAAGUGGCGACAUGGACUCCGUAGCAGUACAAGAAUUCAGCAGGACCUUAUUCAACAUGAGACCAGACAUAGCACUCAGCGUUUUCCGCACUGUUUUCACGUUCGACCUAAGGCAUUUUUUGUCCCGCGUUACUGUACCUUGCCAUAUCAUACAAAGCUCAAUGGAUAUGUCAUUGCCAGUCAGUGUUUCCGAAUAUUUACACAGAAAUCUGGGCGGGAAGUCGAUUGUCGAAAUCAUGUCAACCGAAGGUCAUCUUCCGCAUUUGAGCGCACCUGAGGCUACUAUUCCCGUAUUGCUUCGACACAUUGCGCAUGAUAUUACUGCUGAUGGUGAUGCUUAAAUUCUUACAUACUGGACUAUUCUGAACUUUUUGUAAACAAAUAAAGGAUAAUGAAAAUCUGGGGGCGUCCUUUCAAUUACUACUACUCACGUGAUAGUGUCAAAAAAUGGCCAUAUAUAUAUAGACACUACUUCUAAUAUUAAGUUGCCAAUUUUUUGUUUUUCA
Capsicum annuum is the source of this 1379-nucleotide messenger RNA. Its product is annotated as probable esterase KAI2. The transcript has 2 exons. NCBI's taxonomy places the organism in Eukaryota, Viridiplantae, Streptophyta, Magnoliopsida, Solanales, Solanaceae. The coding region runs from base 237 to 1214 and encodes 325 amino acids. The record is from RefSeq and is a predicted model, not a curated record. Gene Ontology annotation, biological process: response to karrikin.